AUGGAUCCAGUCAAGUACAUCUUCGAAAAGCCCACUCUUACUAGGAGAAUAGCUCGAUGGCAGGUUUUGUUGUCGGAAUUUGAUAUUGUUUAUGUCACUCAGAAGGCAUUAAAAGGGAGCGCCUUAGAAGAUUAUCUAGCUCAACAACCCAUAAGUGAUUUUCAGCCUAUGCAUCCAGAUUUCCCUGAUGAGGAUAUCAUGGAAGACAGUGAGGAUGAAGACAAAGAGAAGUGGAUUGUAUGGUUUGAUGAGUACAAAGCAUGUGCCCUAGGAAUCCGAGCGACAAUCGACUUUAGGGUUAAGUUGCUCAAAGUGUACGGAGAUUCGACAUUGGUAAUUCAUCAGUUGAAAUGUGAAUGGGAAACCAAAGACCGUAAGUUGAUACCUUAUCAGGCUUACAUCAAGGAAUUGAUGGAACUCUUUGAUGAUAUAUCAUUUCAUCACAUUCCUAGAGAGGAAAACCAAAUGGCUUAUGCUCUCGCCACUUUAUCGUCUGUGUUCAAAAUAAACCCUCACAGAGAUUUGCCAUGCAUAGACAUCAAAUGUCACGUUAAGCCUGCACACUGUUGUUUGAUAGAAGAAGAGGAGGAUGGUAAGCCUUGGUAUUUUGAUAUCAAACGAUACAUCAAGGACAAAGAAUACCCAGCUGAGGCCUCUGACAAUGACAAGAGGACAUUACAGAGGUUGGCGACCAGUUUCCUUCUAAGUGGGGAUGUCCUAUAUAAAAGAAACCAUGAUAUGGUACUGCUCCGGUGUGUGAAUAUAGAUGAGGCCGAGUAG
Glycine soja is the source of this 780-nucleotide messenger RNA. RefSeq lists its product as uncharacterized. Gene Ontology annotation, molecular function: nucleic acid binding; RNA-DNA hybrid ribonuclease activity. The record is from RefSeq and is a predicted model, not a curated record. Bases 1 to 780 code for a protein of 259 amino acids. The transcript is spliced from 2 exons. Lineage: Eukaryota; Viridiplantae; Streptophyta; Magnoliopsida; Fabales; Fabaceae.